Penicillium alfredii is the source of this 1014-nucleotide messenger RNA. Its product is annotated as mitochondrial 54S ribosomal protein mL46. The record is from RefSeq and is a predicted model, not a curated record. Gene Ontology annotation, cellular component: mitochondrial large ribosomal subunit. Gene Ontology annotation, molecular function: structural constituent of ribosome. The coding region runs from base 1 to 1014 and encodes 337 amino acids. The transcript is spliced from 3 exons. Lineage: Eukaryota; Fungi; Ascomycota; Eurotiomycetes; Eurotiales; Aspergillaceae.
AUGGCUACAGGUUCCAAUGGCGCCAGGCGCAUAGUGUCGCUCUUGCGGCCAUCAUUAGUCGACUCCGGAGUGUGCAGAAGCUGUCAGCAAACCCUUGGCCGCCGCAACUAUGCAUCGGCUGCGACCGAGGCAAGCCCUUCGGAGGCUUCGUCAACGGCCGCUCCCCCCGUCUUGAAACCCGUCUACACAAUCAAUGCCGGGAUGGUGCUCUCGCGCGCACCCCUCGUCACCCGCGACCUGGAACCCUUCGAGAAGGCCUACCACUUCUAUCAAAAGCGACUAAACGAGCGCCUGACCCUUCCAUUUACCAAAUACUUUUAUUUCAAGCGGGGCACGCCGGCCGACGCGGACUGGAAGAACAAGAUUCGGGAGCGCCGGACCCCGGCGCGCGACAUCGGCCAUUACGACCCGUACGGCCCCGAGGCAUGGAACGACGAGCUCCUGGUCGGAUCUCGGGAGUCCGACCCCGAAUAUCAGGCCGAGAUGCUGGUGCAGGAUGCCGAGUCUACCGCCAACAACACGUCGCAAGACACCAGCAAACGGGAGGAGAUCCCGCGACCGUUCCCGCGGGUGACGGAGGCAGACAAGAAGGGUGACCACCACAGCCUGAACCGGCUGCUGCCCAGGACUUUGUAUCUUCUGGUGCAGUCGAACGAGGGGUACUGGAAGUUUCCCAGCUCGCCGGUGGAGAAAGACGAGAGCCUUCGUGGGGCCGCUGAACGCACCCUUGUCCAGUCCGCCGGUAUCAACAUGAACACCUGGACCGUCGGCUAUCACCCCGUUGGACACCACGUUUAUGACUUCCGACACCCCCGGCCCGGCCAGGCCACCGGCACUACGCUUCACGGCGAAAAGACCUUUUUCAUGAAGGGCCGUAUCAUGACCGGACAGGCUAAUCUGUCGGCCAACAUGCAGAACCUCAAGGACUUCAAGUGGCUGGCCAAGGAAGAAAUCCCGCAAUAUGUGCUGCCGCAGUACUUCAGCAAUGUCAAGAACAUGCUGUCCGACCGGUAA